Molecule: messenger RNA, 1326 nt
Organism: Ipomoea triloba (trilobed morning glory)
Lineage: Eukaryota; Viridiplantae; Streptophyta; Magnoliopsida; Solanales; Convolvulaceae
Exons: 2
Coding region: 199-1167 (322 amino acids)
Cellular component (GO): membrane
Source: RefSeq, a predicted model, not a curated record
UGCUCUUUUUUUCUCCCCCUUUCCCACUCUAUGUUCUGCCUUCCUACUUUCACUUAGAUUGCUGUCUAUAGCUUCUUUCAUUGCCAUUCCAAGCCAAGCCUGCAGCUACCUAGAAAGCAACCUUUUUCCCUUGAUGUUCAAUGCCAACCUAGGAAAAAAACCACCCCAAACAACCAAACAUCGUACUUCCUUCUUGAAAUGGGCUCCCUACUACUUUCUGCAACUCUGACACUACUAUUCUUGGCAUCUGCCGCGACCCUUUCAACUACGAGAGCUCGAGCUCAAGCCAUACAAUCGUCUCGUCUCCUCGAUCUCGUCAUCAGGGACUACACGUUUCGAUCCUACAACCACAGGGCGUUCAAAACGGGGAAAUUGCACCCGAUUCAUUUGCCGGCGAAUCUCACGGGAAUCGACGUUGAUUCGGUCAGGUUCCGGUGCGGGAGUCUAGGAAGAUACGGCGCGAGGAUUAAGGAAUUCCGAAUCUCUGUCGGGGUGACGUUCCAACGUUGCGUGGAGAGGCUUCUCAUUGUUAGACAGAAUCUUGGAUCUAAUUGGUCCAAUAUAUACUACGAUAACUACGAGAUGUCGGGGUAUCAGCUCAUUUCACCCGUUCUUGGUCUGCUGGCGUAUAACGCCGCCGGAGACGACAUCAGCAUCGGUGCCGGUACCCCGUUCGAGGUCGGGAUUCAGACCGGCGGGAAUCCGAUCACGAUUGAUUUCAGCAACACGACGAGGAUAGUGAACUCCACUUCGUCUCCGGGAAUGAUUCCCUUGUGUGCUAGCUUCGGCCGCGACGGCAAGGUAACACUGUCAAACAUGGCGUCCCGGCACGUUUGUGUGACGAGAAAACAGGGGCAUUUCGGGCUGGUGGUCGAGUCGCCAUUGAUGCCAUUAAGGAAGAAGGAGAGCCGGUGGAAGAUCGUGAUUGGGAGCGCGAUUGGGGCGGCAUUGGGGGCGUUUCUUAUCGGUCUGCUUCUCGUCGCCAUUUUUGUGAAGGUGAAGAACAAGCAGGCAAGAAUGGAGGACAUGGUUAGGAGAGCUUAUGAAGAAGAAGCUUUGCAGGUUUCCAUGGUUGGGCAUGUCAGAGCUCCCACUGCACCUGCUACAAGAACUGUUCCCACAAUUGAGCAUGAGUAUACCUCUCCCCAUCAUCAUCAUCCUUCAUGAAUUUCUUUAAUCUUUUUCUUUUAGAUAUAUAAAAUUUUGUGUACCAUUCUUUUGUAUGAUUAAUUAUUAGUGAUUAAGAGUUAUUCAUAGAAAUGGGAGUUUAAGGAAGGAAAAUUGCACAGCUCAGAAAGAUGAUUGAAUUGAAGAACCGUUUGAACA